AUGGGAGGAAAUCCAUCUCACCGAGAUGUGCUUUUAAAAAUAGAUCUUCAGAAAGCAUGUGACUCCAUUAAUUGGGAUUUCAUUUCGGUUGUCCUUAAAGCUUUGGAUAUCUCAUCCAAAUUCAUUGAAUGGAUUACUGCGCGCUAUUCGAAUGCUCGAUACUCUAUUGCCUUCAAUGGAAGCUUGAUUGGCUACUUCAAGGGUGCUAGAGGGAUAAGACAAGGGGAUCCACUAUCCUCUUUUUUAUUUGUUAUGAUUCUGAAUGUUCUGUUCACCCUCCUCAACACUGCUGCUUCUAAAGGGAUGUUUUCUUUUCACCCUAAAUGCAAGAAUCUCAGACUCACUCACUUAUCUUUUGCUGACGAUUUACUUAUCUUUUGCAAAGGAAAUCUUGAGUCUGUUUUGGGUGUUAUCACUGUCUUGGACUGCUUCUAUGAGUUUUCUGGACUUAAACUUAAUGCUGGAAAAUGGGAAAUCUAUACGGCUAGUAUUUCUCCCCUCAACAUUGAAUCUAUCAUAAGUUCUACUGACUUUAAACAUGGAAGAUUACAUGUUCGUUACUUGGGUGUCCCUUUGGUCACCAAUAAACUUACUGCUAAAGAUUGUCAAGCCCUUCUAGAUAACAUCAAAAACAUGCUUCACCAAUGGUCAAGAAAGUAUAUGAGUUAUGUAGGAAGCGUGGAGCUCAUCAAGACUGUUCUUUAUAGCGUUGCAAAUUUUUGGUGUAGGCAACUUGUCUUGCCUCUUUCCAUUAUCAAGAAAAUUGAACAAUUGUGUUCAAGAUUCUUUUGGAAAGGUUUGGAUACAAAAGCUACAGGAGCAAGGGUGAGCUGGAGAAAUAUCUGUUAUCCAAAGUCAGAAUGUGGUUUAGGUCUAAAGGAUAUUAAAUCCUGGAACUGUGCGAACUUAAUUCUACUUACCAGAAAACUUCUUGCAAGUCAAGGAUCACUAUGGGUUGCCUGGACUCAAAUUAAUACUAUCAAGAAUCAAGAUUUCUGGACCAUGACUGAACCUCUUAAUUCGAGAUGGAUAUUUAAACGUAUUUUGAAAAUACGAAUCAUGGCCAGACCAUUGUUGUUAUCUUCUGUGAGUAACACCAAGCAAAUUUGGAAAGAUAUUCGGCCUAAAAAAAGCAAAGUAUUUUGGCAUAAUCUGCUCUGGUUUUCUCUCCAUGUCCCGAAGCAUAGCCUUAUUUCUUGGUUGAUCAUACUGGAUCGUCUUCCAACCAAUGACAAAUUACAACGUUUUGGGAUUUCUACUAAUGCUGAGUGUAUUUUCUGCCAUGAUGAAAUUGAAACCAGAGAUCAUCUUUUUGCCACUUGCAGGUACACGGCUUUUAUAUGGAGUUCUCUGCUCCAACUGUCCGGAUUGAACAUUCAGUUCACCAACUGGUCCAGUCUGUUCGAAUGGGCAGCAAAUUCAUGA
This is a messenger RNA of Hibiscus syriacus, 1425 nucleotides long. RefSeq lists its product as uncharacterized. Lineage: Eukaryota; Viridiplantae; Streptophyta; Magnoliopsida; Malvales; Malvaceae. The coding region runs from base 1 to 1425 and encodes 474 amino acids. The transcript has a single exon. The record is from RefSeq and is a predicted model, not a curated record.